This is a messenger RNA of Arachis ipaensis, 1232 nucleotides long. Its product is annotated as strigolactones hydrolase CXE15. Lineage: Eukaryota; Viridiplantae; Streptophyta; Magnoliopsida; Fabales; Fabaceae. Gene Ontology annotation, molecular function: hydrolase activity. The record is from RefSeq and is a predicted model, not a curated record.
CUCAUCAAGAGAACACACAGAAGAACAAUAAUAAUGUCUUCUCUCAAUCAUGAUGAUAAUGCUCAUCACGUAGUUGAGGACUGCAUGGGAGUCCUCAAACUCUAUAGUGACGGAACCGUCAUCCGUUCCAACAUCCAAUUCAAACCCAUCAAUCAAAACAACGAAGACAACAACCUCGUACUUUUCGAAGAUCACCUUUUCAACAAGAAACACAACCUCCAUCUUCGUCUCUACAAACCCACCACUACUUCCACCAACUUGCCAAUCAUCUUCUUCCUUUAUGGUGGAGGCUUUUGUUUCGGCUCGCGAGCCUGGCCUCACACCCAUGCCUUCGGCAUCCGUCUCGCCACUUCUCUACAUGCCUACGUGGCCACGCCGGACUACCGGUUGGCCCCUGAGCACCGGCUUCCAGCUGCGGUCGAUGAUGCAGUAGAGGCGGUGAGAUGGAUGCAGAGGAAGGGAUUACAUGGAAGUGGUGACACGUGGAUCGGAGAUUGCAUUGACUUUGACCGGGUCUUCAUCAUGGGGGACUCUAGUGGAGGUAACAUAGCGCACCAGCUUGCGGUCCGGUUUGGUUUGGGUUCGAGAGAAAUGGAGCCGGUUCAGGUACGAGGUUACGUGUUGCUGGCGCCGUUUUUCGGUGGGGAGGCUCGGACCAAGUCCGAGGAGGGACCGCCGGAGCAAAUGCUGAAUCUGGAUAUGCUAGACAGAUUUUGGAGGCUGUCAAUCCCUGUUGGAGAGAACAGAGACCACCCAUUAGCAAAUCCAUUUGGACCUAGAAGUCCAAACCUUGAAGAUGUAGAACUUGACCCUAUUCUGGUGAUAGUAGGUGGCAAUGAAUUAUUGAAGGAUAGGGCACAGGACUAUGCAACAAGGUUAAAGGAAUUAGGGAAGAACAUUCAGUACAUUGAAUUUGAGGGGAAGGAACAUGGUUUCUUCACUCAUAAUAAUGAUCCACACUCAGAAGUUGAAGAAGAGGUCAUGCAAUUAAUUAGGCAAUUCAUGCUCCAAAAUUCCAAUUAGAACACUUAAUAUAUAUUAUAUAUAAUGAUAUGAUGUUAGCUAUGAUACAUUACUUUUUUAUUUUUUCUAUUUUCCCUUUUGAUUAUUUUGGUUUAGUAAGUAUUAUUUUAUUAUGGGACUUUUUUUUUUGUGAUAAAGAUUGUGAUCGAUGGAGAUUGAAGUGUAGAGCAACAUAUUUAAUUAGAUAUACGUUGCUUUCUUGUGGAAAA